CUCUCUCUCCUCUAUCUUCAAUUAUUCACCAAUCUCGCCAAUUUUUUUUCUGGAUUUUUGAUUUGGUGAAUGCUCGGCACGAACAAUUAGAAAUGUUUCCAAUCCAAAAACCCAAACGCUUCUCCUCCCCCACUUCUUAAUAUCAACACGAUCAAACACACACACACACGCACACAUCUCUCUCUCUCUCGAGAUCGAUCGACACCAUUGUGGGAUUAAUGGAGAAGGGGAGCAAGGAGAGUAGCAAGGAUGUGAUCCGGUUAGGGCGGGAAUCGGUCAUUCCCAUCCUCAAGCCCAAGCUCACAAUGAAACUGGCCUAUCUCAUAGAGCAUGAUUCUGACAGGGCCGAGUUUCUGAAGCUCUGCAAGAGAGUUGAGUACACUAUCAGAGCAUGGUAUCUUCUGCACUUUGAAGAUCUCAUGCAACUGUAUUCGCUGUUCGAUCCUGUUUACGGUGCUCAGAGACUGGAACAGCAGAGCUUAUCUUCAGAGGAAAUAGAUGUUCUUGAGCAGAAUUUUCUCACCUAUUUCUUUGAGGUCAUGGAAAAAAGCAACUUCAACAUAGUGACUGAUGAGGAGAUUGAAGUUGCACAAUCAGGGCAGUAUCUAUUGAAUCUUCCUAUUAAAGUUGAUGAAUCCAAGCUGGACAAAAAACUUUUGUCAAAUUACUUUAAAGAGCAUCCUCACGAAAACCUCCCCGAGUUCUCAGACAAGUAUGUUAUAUUUCGACGGGGCAUUGGAAUAGAUAGGACAACUGAUUUCUUCAUCAUGGCGAAAUUGGAUUUGAUCAUAUCCCGAAUUUGGCAAUGGUUGCUCCAAAAAACAAGGCUGCAAAAGCUCUUCUCCAGAAAGCCAAAGGCAAGCCCAAAGAAAGAUCCCAAGAAAACUGAUGAACCAAAUGGGGAAGCCGAUGAGGAAGACCUAUUUGUUGAACGCAUUCGCCUUCAAAGCAUGCAAUUGAGCCUACGCAAUCUACUGGGCAAGAACACAAUACAGGAACCUACAUUUGAUAGGAUGAUUGUUGUAUACAGAAGGGCUAGCCCUAAGAAUAAGACGGAUAGAGGUAUUUACAUAAAGCAUUUCAAAAAUAUCCCGAUGGCAGAUAUGGAGUUAGUUUUGCCCGAGAAGAAAAACCCGAGUCUGACUCCUAUGGACUGGGUACAAUUCAUUGUUUCUGUUGUAAUUGGACUCGUCACUCUUGUUGGUUCCCUUGAAAUGCCUAAAGCUGAUUUCUGGGUCGUUGUAGCUAUUCUUUCUGCUCUGGCUGGAUAUUGUGCUAAAAUCUACUUCUCCUUUCAACAGAACAUGGCAACUUACCAAAGCUUAAUCACCCAAUCAAUGUACGACAAGCAACUGGAUAGCGGGAAAGGCACAUUGCUACACUUAUGCAAUGAUGUCAUCGAACAAGAAGUCAAAGAGGUGAUAGUUUCUUACUUUAUUCUGAUGGAACAAGGGAAGGCAACAAUUAAGGAUCUUGAUUUGCGGUGCGAAGAGCUAAUUCGCGAAGAGUUUGGUAUUCAAUGCAAUUUUGAUGUGCUAGAUGCGGUUCAAAAGUUAGAGAGGCUAGGCAUUGUUGCAAGAGACUCGGUAGGAAGAAUUUACUGUCUACCUCUAAAGCGGGCGAAUGAGAUCAUCGGACCCACCACGGAAGAGCUGGUGGUGAAAGCCAAAUACAGCUCUUCGGCUUAAUUUCAUUGGUUUUACGGGGUGCCAAAUACAUCAUUCAUUGGCAGGAAGGAAGGACAGUGCGCACAUUUUGUUGGAUUUCCGAAUAAAUGAAAGCGGAGACCGUGAAUCUCGAUGUGCCUAUUUUUUUGUUUACCGAUGUGUGAGAUCUUGGAAUAUUUUUCUGGAAUUUGACCUAUUAUUAGAAUGAGAAAAAUACGAAGAUGAUCUUUUUCUGUUCGUGUUGCGUGUGCGUGCGUGUUUCAUGUGGAAUUUGUAAGAGUGUACAAUAAUAAUGCAGAGCAGCAUGAUUCUCCAUUCUUUGUA
This is a messenger RNA of Ananas comosus (pineapple), 1991 nucleotides long. RefSeq lists its product as uncharacterized. Bases 219 to 1688 code for a protein of 489 amino acids. NCBI's taxonomy places the organism in Eukaryota, Viridiplantae, Streptophyta, Magnoliopsida, Poales, Bromeliaceae. The transcript has 16 exons. The record is from RefSeq and is a predicted model, not a curated record.